Molecule: messenger RNA, 1638 nt
Organism: Torulaspora globosa
Lineage: Eukaryota; Fungi; Ascomycota; Saccharomycetes; Saccharomycetales; Saccharomycetaceae
Gene: MRH4
Product: ATP-dependent RNA helicase
Exons: 1
Coding region: 1-1638 (545 amino acids)
Biological process (GO): maturation of LSU-rRNA from tricistronic rRNA transcript (SSU-rRNA, 5.8S rRNA, LSU-rRNA)
Cellular component (GO): nucleolus
Molecular function (GO): ATP binding; nucleic acid binding
Source: RefSeq, a predicted model, not a curated record
AUGAAACUUCUGAAACUUCCUUUGAAUCCUCUUGGGCUUUAUGGCGGGCUAUUGGUACGAAAUUAUGCGAAGAGAGCGUUGAAAACCGAGCGAUCUAGAGGUUCUCUCAAGUUGGCAAGCUCUGUGGGGCCUAAGAAAAAGAUACGUUCCAGGAAUAGCUCGAAGGAUAAGUCUGAGUCCAAAGGUCCUAAAUCUUUUCGCUAUGGAAACUUUGGUGGUUUAAAAGACAGUGUUUCCAGCAAUGGCGAGGGAAACGAGAGAUUGCUAUCAAAGAUCACCGAUUUCGACCAAUUGAAAAUAUUACCAUCUGUUAGGACAGCUGUGAGGCAAAUCAUUGAGGCCGAAUCUCUCUACCAGGGUAAUGAGAUUAUACCGUCGCCUAUUCAGGUCAUGUCAAUAAAGAGAAUGGCAUCUAGGCUCAUGGAUCCUAAGCUACAAGUGCAUGCAAUUGCGGCGGAGACUGGCUCAGGUAAGACUUUGGCAUACCUUGUUCCUCUUUUGGACUAUUUAAAGAGGCAAGAAGUUGAAUUUCCGGAGUUGUGGGAGAGUUUGAAGGAUAAAGCUGUAAUAAGGUCUGUGAUUUUAGUCCCCACUCAUGAAUUGGUCACGCAAGUGCAUGAUACAGUUUCGAAGACGGAGGGUGUUCUUGGGCUGCAUACCUACAAGUGGGGGGCUGGGUCGCCCUACACAGAGUUCUUGGAUAAAGUGAAGGAAAGAAUUGAUAUUCUGGUUACAACGCCAGCGAAAUUACUCUCGCUAUUCAAUAUCCGAAUGAUUAGUAGAGCCGACAAACUCCUUUCUCAUGUCAAAUUUAUGGCUCUUGAUGAAGCCGAUACUCUCAUGGAUCAAUCUUGGAUAGAAGAGACGCAUCAAGCAAUCAGAAAAAUGCCUAAUGCAAAUCAUGUGGUAUUUUGUUCGGCUACGAUACCAACCGAGUUCAAUAAAACGCUUGAUAGAUUAUUUCCCACGCUUGUUUCAAUAACCACGCCAAGGUUGCACAAACUUCCUAGUAUGUUGGAAUUCAAGAUGAUUGAUGCUUCUCUAAAUCCAUACAAGGGAUCGAAAAUAAAAGCUUUGGCACAAACUUUGUAUGCCAUUGUCAAUGAUGGAACGGAACUUGAUUACGAAAAACGAUGUAUUGUAUUUGUAAAUGAGAAGAAGGACGUUCCUGGCGUGGUUGAAAAGCUAUCCAAAACCUAUGGACAUGACUGCGUUGGACUCACAGGCAGUGAUACUGCUGAAGACAGAGCGACUAAAAUCAAGACCUUUUUGGAUCCUCCAAGGCUUUUGCGAAGUGCAACGACCCGCAAUUCAAAAGACCGUAAUGUGAGAAGGGUUAAGGUACCGGAUUCGAAUGUUACUAUUGUCUAUGAUAACGCUGCGCGGACUGAGGAAACGAAAUCUCCAUUGAAAGUUCUCGUUACAACGGAUUUGAUGGCCAGAGGCUUAAACUUCAAAGGCGUUAGAAAUGUCAUUCUGUAUGAUGUUCCCAAGACAUCUAUCGAUUUAGUGCACAGGGCGGGUAGAACAGGUAGAAUGAGACAGAGCGGUAGAGUAUUUAUGAUAGUAGAGAAAUCUACUAAAUCGUGGGCAAGAGCAAUUCCCAAGGUUGUUAAGAAAAACAUUGCAAUAUCAUGA